Messenger RNA from Fusarium verticillioides 7600, 1829 nucleotides. RefSeq lists its product as hypothetical. The coding region runs from base 295 to 1605 and encodes 436 amino acids. Gene Ontology annotation, biological process: phospholipid homeostasis. Lineage: Eukaryota; Fungi; Ascomycota; Sordariomycetes; Hypocreales; Nectriaceae. The transcript has a single exon. The record is from RefSeq and is a predicted model, not a curated record. Gene Ontology annotation, molecular function: aminoacyltransferase activity.
UGGCUGAGCCUCACUCUUACGAGUUUUACGAAACAGCAGGGCUGAGUUUGGAUUUUUAUUAGACGUUACGGGAUGGGGAAUGAAUGCCCAGCCAUGAAUUGCUACUCUGUGACGCAGCCCCGAGUGUGAGGGCUGACACGGGUGCCGUCGCUGUCCUGGCUCGACUUAUAAGUACGAUAGCCCUGGCAGUUAACUUGUUGCUUAUCCAGAAUUAAGGCAUAAACUCGUACACGAGAGCUCUACUGCAAAUAAGCAUUUCUAAUCCCUGAUCAUUCUCAUCUCAACAUCUCAACCAUGGAGAAACACGACUUCCUGUACUCCGACGUAGAGUCUGCAUCAUCGUCAACAUACCAACACUCCCAGACAGACAUCUCUAUUACAUCAGCAUCUACAGCCCCAUCAACCGUCCUCCCAGAUGAGGGUAUCAUCUCAAGAACCUACGACGCUGCCAAAAACCUGUCGCACAUAAAAUGUCCCCACCAAUUACAGAAGGACAACCAAAGGAACUGCCCCAGCAACACUGCCUCAAAGGCCGCAUUCAAGCACGACUACCAAUCAUACGCACAAACAUCACACAUGGGUAUCCUCGACCCAGCAUACAAAGUUUUUGUUAGCAAGAAAGGCUAUGGUUCUUUGAUCUACAAGCUCCACGCCAGGACCGUUGUCGUCGCCGGUGAUCCACUAUGCUCAGAGUUCCAUCGCAAAGCACUAUUCACUGAGCUUCGACAUUACCGCUGGGCUCGCGGCCUAUCACUUGCAUUCGUCGGCAUCAGUGAGGAAUUUGCCAAGUAUGCCCACCAACAAGGCUGGGCGACGAUGCAUUUCGGCCACGAAGCCGUUCUCAACCCUUUAACCAACAAGGUCCUCCGCAAGCAAGCAGGCAAACGCAUCAUCUCCCAGAACAAGCAGCUUCUCGACCCCAAACGCGGGGGUGUUACGAUGAACUUUUAUAGCCCCGCAGUCAAUGAAGCAGACCCUGAGCUAGAGCGACAGCUACAGGAUCUCUACGACGAUUGGAGGGAGGACCGAAACAAGAAGCAUGGAGAUGGCUCACAAGCUUUCGUCACUGUCUACGAUCUCUUCUCGCUACCUGAAUCAACAAUAUUCUUAUACACUUCUGAUCGCGACGGCAAGAUCAACGGACUUGCGACACUACGAGAACUUGGCGCAGAGAGGGGAUAUCACCUCGAUCCUUGCAUCGCAUCCCAAGAUGCACCAAAAGGAAUUUCAGACCUUCUUGUCUUCACUGCUAUGGAAAUGUUGAAAGCUUCCGACGUGGGCUACAUGAGCCUUGGUAUUGAGCCCCUCGACGAGGUUCAAGAGGUAACAGGUUCUUCGAAGCUUGUGUCACGGCUCUGGAAGGAUGGCUACAACCAAAUGAUUCGGUCAGUGCCUGUCACAGGCAAAGCAGCAUACUUCAAGAAGUUCUGCCCAGAUGAGUCGCUUACUUCGAAACUGUAUAUCUGCAUACCCAGCAAAGGCAUCCCAGUGCGAAGAUCAAUCGCGCUACUGCAAUUCGCAAACAUGAACCCCGGCCAGCUAUUUACUCAAAUACAUUUGGGGGAUCGACACAAGGAAAAGCAAACACCGCAAUCACAAUCAUGAAAUCAUCAUCUUCUUGUCUUUCCUUUUGUAUAAUACUGUCACUCAUAUAUACUGGGAGUGGGGAUACCAUUCGAUCUUUUUGUUUCUUUUGUCACAUACAUGUCAUAGACUAGUUUUAUACAGCGUUCCAUGAUUACAACGAUUAUCUAUAUUAAAAGCUCUUAUAAAGUAUCAAAUAUGCUCAAGUAUCUCAUAAGGACCCCGUAGUCUUGCUUUCUCAUCAU